Molecule: messenger RNA, 5002 nt
Organism: Phanerochaete carnosa HHB-10118-sp
Lineage: Eukaryota; Fungi; Basidiomycota; Agaricomycetes; Polyporales; Phanerochaetaceae
Exons: 18
Coding region: 176-2812 (878 amino acids)
Biological process (GO): monoatomic anion transmembrane transport; phosphate ion transport; polyphosphate metabolic process
Cellular component (GO): membrane
Molecular function (GO): phosphate transmembrane transporter activity
Source: RefSeq, a predicted model, not a curated record
GGUUGCUCAGACGCUCCUUCUAGUUUGCAAGUCUUCUAACGACGACUUUCGCCAACGGACUGCGCUCCUGUAGAGCGUUACCGUAGGCAAUACGUCACGGCCAGCAGAGGAAUACAUACCGCUCAGGCCUCUUGGUCGCGAGAACACAGCCUAUCCGGAUCUCGGGGCCUUCGCCAUGAAGUUCAGCUCAUCUCUGAAGUUCAAUGCGGUGUCGGAGUGGUGGGACGAAUACAUCAACUACGACGCGCUCAAGAAAUAUAUCUACCAGCUGGAGAAGCAGACUGUUACCUUCCGGGAUGCUGCCCAUGACCUCGAAGCGAAUGAGCAGACUUCUCUCAUUCAAGGUCAAGAUCACCUCUCAACGGAUGCGCUAUUUAUACCCCUUCUUGACCGCGAGUUAAAGAAGAUAUGCCUCUUCUAUGAGAUGCAAGAGUCAGAGCUCUUGAAGGAAGUUGAUAGCUUGCAAAGUCUGGUACAGCAGCAGGAGGACCGCGGACCGGACGUAGGACACCAGUAUGAGAGUCAUGGCUACGAUGAUGAGGAUGAAGACGAGGACGAAGACGACUUUGACAUGCACAGCGCAGAGCCUUCGUGGUCACGCUCGCCAACCGGUCGCAGGCAUAGGUCUUCGUCUGAUGCCCGCGGGAUGAUAGCCAGCAAUAGGAGACAAGACCGGCAAGCAGGUAACCGCAGAUACAGCCUCUCGUCCAACGAGGACCAUAUGGAUCUUGAGGCUAGCAUUGCUUCGUUGCGGUCGCAAGCACAUCAACAAGAACUUUCGGAAUCAUCGCAGCUCAUGCCUCCAGCAGGCAGAGGCAAGAGCACUAGCCGUUCACCCAUCCGCUCAGCUCGUGCCAUGGCUACACAGCUAUUCAGAAAGGGCAGUGUCGCUUCGGAGGCCCCGGAGACGGUAUGGACUGCGCGUAAUAACUACGCAAUGGAUAUCCAGCUACUGUUCAAGCGGAGGAUAGCAAAUCUAUAUCUCUCCCUCACGUCGCUCAGAUCUUACGUUGAGCUGAACUACACGGGUUUCCGUAAGAUUCUCAAGAAAUAUGAUAAGCUCACCGACAGUAAUCUAAAAGACCACUACAUCCAUGAUGUAGUCGAACAAGCCCCGCCUUUCAUACAAGCUACUAAGGACAAGUUGAACCACGCAAUUGACACCCUUAUCCAGCUUUACACAAGAUGCGUCACGCGAGGGGAUCUCUCAACCGCUAAGCGCCAGCUCAAGAUGAACCAACGUGAGCACAUCGCCUGGGAGCGCGAUACUGUCUGGCGACAGAUGGUCGGCCAUGCGAGACGAGGUGAAGAGAGCGCUACUGUACGUGCUCUCGGAGGAACACUUGUCCUCGAGCCGGAAAAAGGACUACUAGACAUCUCCACGCCCGUCGGACGGAUCAAGUUCAAGCGAAACCAUAUCUCCCUGUUGGUCGCGAUUGUUACAUUCAUUGUGUUGUUGAACGUCACGGUCAUCGACAAAAUAGCGGCCAACCGAUGCUUCGCGAUCCUCGUCUUCGCUACGUUAAUGUGGGCUACCGAGGCAAUUCCGCUCUUCGUCACCUCAAUGCUCAUCCCGUUGCUGUUGGUCUGUCUUCGUGUCAUACAAAAUGACGGGGAGCGCCUUUCCACGCCGGAGGCCACGAAGUGGAUAUUCUCAGUCAUGUUCACACCAACCAUCAUGCUGCUUAUUGGAGGGUUCACAAUUGCGGCAGCGCUCAGCAAAACCAACAUCGACAAGGUGCUUAUCACUCGCGUUCUUGCGCUUGCGGGGACUCGUCCAAGCACAGUAUUGCUCGCAUUCAUGGGUGUGGCAUGCUUCGCGAGUAUGUGGAUCAGUAAUGUUGCGGCUCCGACGCUUUGCUUUACCCUCAUCAAGCCGAUCCUGAGGACGCUCCCUGCGAGGUCGAACUUUGCACCCUGCUUGAUCCUCGCAAUUGCCCUGGCUGCAAACAUCGGUGGUCAAAGUUCACCCAUCUCUUCGCCUCAGAACUUGAUCGCACUUAAUGAGAUGGAUGAGAAAGUAGACUGGGCCAAGUGGUUUGCCGUGGCGCUCCCCGUGUCUACCAUCUCGAUAGUGCUCAUCUGGCUUUUGCUACUCGUGAGCUAUCGUCCAGCGCGCUCUCCUGAUGGCGAGGGUGAUAUCGAGAUCAGGCCCAUCAGACCGACGCGGGAUCCUUUCACAGCCAAGCAGUAUUGGGUGUGCUUCAUUUGCAUUGUCACCAUUGCUCUAUGGUGUGUGGAACACGAGAUUGAGGAAUGGGUCGGCGAUAUGGGUGUCAUUGCCUUAAUUCCUAUUGUAGCGUUCUUCUCGACUGGGGUGCUCAAUAAGGAUGACUUUGAUCAGUUCUUGUGGACAGUCGUUUUCCUUGCCAUGGGCGGUAUCGCACUAGGCAAAGGUGUCACGUCAAGCGGGCUGCUCGAUGUGAUGGACAACAUUAUCCGCCACAUGGUCGAAGAUUUGUCUUUGUACACUGUUGUCCUGGUGCUCUCCGUCAUCGUGCUGGUCGUGUCUACAUUCAUCAGCCACACAAUUGCGAGCCUGCUUCUGGUGCCCAUCGCCAAGCAGGUUAGCAGCAGCCUGCCGGGCAACCCGCAGAACCUGUUGAUUUUCCUGACCGCUCUCAUCUGCUCGACCGGCAUGGGUAUGCCAGUCUCAGGCUUCCCGAACCAAACCGCGGCGACCCAAGAGGAUGAUAUGGGGCAGUUGUACCUCUCCAAUAUUGACUUCCUGAAGAACGGUGUUCCUGCGAGUAUCAUCGCUACAAUGGUGGUUUCGACCGUGGGCUACUUGCUGAUGACCAUUAUUCUAUGACGAACUCGCGCUCAGGCACUCUUUUUUGAUCGAUCUCAGACAGCAGCGAGGUCUUGAUCCAAGACGUUUGGACGCUGGGAUGAAUUCUCCGGCAAAUUAUGCAUAGCGGGCUGAUGUAUACGGCAUAGCGGGCUGAUGUAUACGCGACCUAGACACACCGAUCAAUACAUGAAGUGGCUACAGUCUAGAUAACAUCAUUAUGUCAGGGUCAUAGCAAUCAUGAGUGGUCGUAAUGGGGUCGUAAGAUGUCGUGGCGGCGUCGUGAGAGAUGUUGUAAGGCUUUAAUAAAACAGAGAAGAAGUUCAAGUAAACCGAGAAGGUCCUAUCACUUCCCGUCACGAACGGCGACCGGCGGCUUUCUUAGCAUCAGCCUUAGGACAACGACGCAAACACCGAGACCGACGAGCAGGGCGUAUUGAGGAAUAUCAGACAUCGUGGAUAGCUCGUCAGGAGGUGGCCGCCUACGUCGACGCGUGUCCUCUCUGUUGCCGGUGCCUGACGGGCGUAAAGUAGCAGGUAGAGCCUGUCUCACCGCUGUCGGCAAGAAAGACGAGCUGAAUGCAAGAAGAGAAGACGUCGAAGGGGAGGUGGUCUCAUCCAGACGGGUAUCGGGGUCCGUGUCCGCACGGCAGUGGGGGCACGCUUGUGAACCUGGGGAUCGAACUUCGACAGCAGCAACGUCCCGAGCCUUCGUGAGCUCGAGUUCCUGGGCCGCGACGAGCUUCUCUAGCUCGAGAUUCCUCGACUCCACGUCGUGAAGGCGCCGCGUGAGGUCCUCGACCAAGAGACGGCUCUCCUUCAACUCCGCCGUCAGCAGAACCAACGCGUCGCUGUCCUCGGGUUUGUUCCCCGCCGUGGCCUGAACAGCUUGGUCUUGCGCCACAACAGGGCCAGCCAGAGACUUGUCCACUGGUGACGCAGGCUCCGCGGACGAGGGAGCGAAGACAGCAGUCACGACUCGGCGCUCCUGCUUCCGCUUGAUGAGGAGGGUGUGACGGGGCAGCGAGCGGACUUUCUUGUCAGGGUCCGCAGUCAAGUCCACGAUGCGCUGAGCGUCGUCCUCCGCCGCGGGCUCGGGGACACGCUUGACGGUGACGCAGGCAUCCGUGUCGAACGCUUCCCACGCCCGCACUCCGACAGACUUUGCCUCGGUCUCGGCGAGAAGGACCUCAACUGAGGGCUCCUCGACAAAGUCGGCGGGCGGCCGACCAGACUUCUCGAGGGGCAGCUCGAGCUUGAUGAGACUCUUCGUCGGGGACGUGGGGGACAGCACCAUCGCGUCCUCGGGGACGAAACACGCAUGACGAGGGGCCUCGUUUCGUGCGCCGUCGUGCAGUUGCUGCCUCGCUUCCCUCGCAACCGUUCUCUCCCAUCUACGACUCGUACUCGUCUGCGAGCUCCGCGGAGCUGACCAGCGACGAAGAGGACCUCGGCGUCUCGAGACGCCGCUCUUGGGAGGCAUUCUUCAGGAAGCUCGCGGGGACGGGGAGGGGCUGGGGAGGGCUCAGGUCAAAGCAUGAUCCCUCGAUAUCGAGAGACUUUGAAUGCUUGCGGUGAAGACGGUCUUCCCGUUUGCGAGUAGGGCUGGCAAGCAAUGGAACAUAGUGGUGCUUCCCGGCAGCCGCGUUGUGCCCUGACGAGUUGGAACGGGUAAGAACGCCGGUGGAGGUGGUUCGAAUGGCGUAGGGAUGGGGGUUCGGCUUCACCGCAGCGUUCUGCUUCAGGACAGGGAAGUCGACGCUAGCGGGAGAAGGUGACAUGGCAGGUCGCGGGGCGUCCAUGUCUGCAAAAUGCAAAAUAAGUUACGGGACGUGCCAAAAAGCGGUCGUCGUUGGCUAAUUAGACAGGCGGAUACCAAUUGACGAAUGAAGACGUGGUAUAACGCUCUAACCUACAAGAGAUAAACAGGCCCGUCCAGCUAGAGCUACAAGCGUAUCGGUGUGGGAGCCAAGUAAACAGGUGGGCGAAAAGAGAGGAAUCCACAGGUAGAGACGAGUUUGAGAGUACAGCACAGCACUUGUGGCCCCGCUGUUAACGACGGCCGAUGGGUAUUUUGCUCGGAGGGAGCUGCACCGUGGGGCUGAAAGGGAAUCGAGAAUAGCUAGGGACCAACAACACUCAACAACCUCGCGGAUGCGGCUUGUGACCGAGGCCUGAUGGUGACACACCAUUUUUGGCAGUCACGUUCAC